Messenger RNA from Varanus komodoensis (Komodo dragon), 3205 nucleotides. RefSeq names its product DDB1 and CUL4 associated factor 11 (gene DCAF11). The record is from RefSeq and is a predicted model, not a curated record. NCBI's taxonomy places the organism in Eukaryota, Metazoa, Chordata, Lepidosauria, Squamata, Varanidae. Gene Ontology annotation, biological process: proteasome-mediated ubiquitin-dependent protein catabolic process. The transcript is spliced from 15 exons. Gene Ontology annotation, cellular component: Cul4-RING E3 ubiquitin ligase complex. Gene Ontology annotation, molecular function: protein binding. The coding region runs from base 182 to 1804 and encodes 540 amino acids.
AGUAGCCAAUCAAUCAGCAGCCGGGUUGCCCCUCCCACUCGCUUCUCCAGUCCGGUUCGGGGCGGCUGUCUCCUUAAGAUGUAAACAAGGCCUCGCGCGGCGGCCGUUAGUGGGAAGGAUUCUGUCCCCCCGUUUGGUUACUGAACAUCAGGAGGGUCUGACCUGGAGAAUGCCGUAAGACAUGGGCUCCCGCAGUAGUAGCAACGCUGGCUCCGGGAGCCGGGAUAACCAGGGCAGCUGGUCUCAAAGGAACUCAGGGAGCUUGCGUAGUGAGGAAGAAGACGACGAGGAUGUGGAUCUGGCCCAGGUACUGGCAUAUCUACUGCGCAGGGGACAGUUCCACCUGAUGCAGGGUGGAGGAGCAGCCAGCGUUCGGGUCUUCCAGACACUCUCCGACUCGGACGACGACAAUGACAGUGCAUGGGAAGGGCGAUUAGGAGACCAGUAUAAACCCCCAGUGGAUUUGACACCAGAUACCCGUGAUCUGGAGUGCAACGAGAUCAAAACACGCAUCCAGUUGGCAACAGGCAGGCUGGGUUCUGGGCGAGAUGACCGCAGCUUUCCCCGGCUGCUUUGCCAGAGGGAGCGAGGCCUCUGCCACAACGGCAGCUUCUCCCCUGGGGAGUGCUCGCGCAUGGUGUCACACUUUCUCCCCAAUCGCUUGGCCUUCACAGACUCGUAUGCCCAGAAGGCCUUCUGCGGGAUCUAUUCCCGUGAUGGGCAGCUUUUCAUGUCUGCUUGUCAAGAUCAGAGAAUCCGCCUGUAUGACUGCACUUACGGAGCCUUUCGGAAGUUCCGGAGCAUCAAAGCCCGAGACGUGGGCUGGAGUAUCCUGGAUGUCGCCUUCACUCCCGACGGGGCCCACUUCCUCUACUCCAGCUGGUCAGACUACAUUCACAUCUGUAAUAUCUAUGGGGAGAGCGACACCCACACAGCGCUGGAUCUGAGGCCUGACGAGCGCCGCUUUGCCGUCUUUUCGCUGGCCGUCUCCUCAGAUGGCAGGGAAGUGCUGGGUGGGGCCAACUAUGGCUGCGUCUACGUGUUUGAUAUGGAGCAGAAUAAGCGGACCCUCAAGAUCGAGGCCCACGAAGAUGACGUGAACGCGGUCGCCUUUGCCGACAGCAGCUCCCACAUCCUCUUCUCCGGGGGUGACGACGCCAUCUGCAAAGUGUGGGACCGGCGGACCAUGCGGGAGGACGAUCCCCGGCCGGUGGGGAUCCUGGCCGGCCACCAGGACGGCAUCACCUUCAUAGACAGCAAGGGGGACGCCCGGUACCUCAUCUCCAACUCCAAGGACCAGACCAUCAAGCUGUGGGACAUGCGGAGGUUCUCGGGCAGCGAGGGGCUGGAGGCGUCCCGCCAAGCCGUCACCCAGCAGAACUGGGAUUACCGCUGGCAGCAGGUGCCGAAGAAAGCUCGGCGCAAAUCGCGGCUUCCGGGCGACACGUCCCUCAUGACCUACCGGGGCCACGGGGUGCUGCACACGCUCAUCCGCUGCCGCUUCUCGCCGGCCCACAGCACCGGGCAGCAGUACAUCUACAGCGGGUGCUCCACCGGCAAGGUCGUGGUCUAUGACCUCCUGAGCGGCCUUAUCGUGAAGAAGCUGAUCAACCACACCGCUUGCGUCCGCGACGUCAGUUGGCACCCCUACGAGGCAAAGAUUGUCAGCAGCUCGUGGGAUGGGAACAUAUGGCUGUGGGAAUACCACCAGACGGAAUACGAUGAGGAUGAUCUCGGGGACCCCAGGCAGUUCCCCCCUGCCCGAACGCCGCAGCACAGAUCCUCCGGAGCCUCUGAUCAGUAGUCUUUUCACGCUGCUUGCCACCACUCUGAUUUUGGACUUGCUGGGGAUGGGGGGGGAGGGAGGGGGGAAUCUACCUUGUGUGGCUCGUGGCCUUGCAACACUUGGAAGCAGGGGAGGGAGCCAAUUCUGGGGCACUCCCCCCCCCCACACACACACACAAGCAGUCACUUUUCUGCCUCUGCAGCUCAGGUUGCGGGUCGGGGGGGAUAAGCAGCCCCCCCCAGCCGUUCUUAAGGUUGGCAGACAGCUGUGAGAGGGGCUAGGGUGGGGGGGGUAGGGGAUUAGGUAAGGAUGGGUUCAGUGAAGCAGGCCUGGUGUUUUAACUCUUCCCUUUGAUCGUCGCCUUCCUGAGGUUCUGCGGGGUUGCGUCCUGCAGUUUUGUCCUCUUCCCAGUCUCACAAUCAUGAGACAAAACCGCCCCACCAGCAGUGGGGCUUCGCCUGCUCUGGGGAGCAAGCAGGUGCUCUGCAACCCCUCCCUCUCCUCCCCCCUCGAUCCCACUGGGCUCCUUAAUUGGCUUCCCCUCAAGGGCCCAGCAAUGGCGGCCGCUUGCUGCUUCGAAGCAGACGCUCGCGACUGAGGCUCUUCAGGCAUCUUUCGGCAAAAGGGGUCCCUCUUUCAUCCCGGCGUAGGCGCAGGGCAGUGGAAAGGAGGGCCCGGCUUCUUGUCUGGGGUGAACGUGCCCCAUUUCCUCCUAGGCCACGCAGAUCCUGCUGGGUGGGGUGGGAUUCAGCAGGGGCACCGUGGGGCUGAGGGAAGGCUGCCUGCUGCCAAGCGCCAGCUCCCCUCCGCAACCCUCGGCCGGCCACCCCUCCCCUCCCCUCCCCUCCCCUGCCUACGUGACACCCCCUCUCUGGGGACAGUGCUCCUGCAGCCCCCGCCCCGUCCUCUCCUCCUCAGGCGGCAGAUCUGCCUGCCUGCGGGUGACGGUAGGAAUCUCCGUCCUGGCCCGCCCCCCUUUCCUGCCCGGGUCAAGGAGGUCUGACUCUGCGUCCUGGUCCAGGGCUACACUGGGGGGGCCGCAGGAAUCCCGCUUGCUCUCCCCGGGGAGGGGCCGCAGCUGCCACUCUGCUCGCACCGUAGAUGCCGUGCGCGAGGGGGAGGUGAGGCCGGGGGGACUCUUCUGGAAGGCGUCCCUCUGUGCCAGGCGUGUCCUGUUUCCCAUUUCUUUUUUAAAGGCGUGGUUCAUGUUUUCAAGUUUGGGGUAGGCAGGGGAAGCUCUGACUUAGUUUCUCCAGUUGAGUAGGGAAUUGUCCCUCACACCCCUCAGUGAAGAGGGGCUGCUCGUAUGAGAUGUAACGGAAGGGAGGGGGCCCUCCAUGGUGGGGGGAGCGCACCGUCUCAUCCAGCAAAGGGCACCUGCAAAGCAGUGUCAUUGUCAAUAAAAACCGUUGGAAUUUU